This is a messenger RNA of Amaranthus tricolor (Joseph's coat), 1723 nucleotides long. Its product is annotated as purine permease 3-like. Gene Ontology annotation, molecular function: purine nucleoside transmembrane transporter activity. Bases 523 to 1560 code for a protein of 345 amino acids. Lineage: Eukaryota; Viridiplantae; Streptophyta; Magnoliopsida; Caryophyllales; Amaranthaceae. The transcript is spliced from 6 exons. The record is from RefSeq and is a predicted model, not a curated record. Gene Ontology annotation, cellular component: membrane.
UAAUAGAGCUCUAAGAACUUGAAAUCCUCUACAAGAUAAGAUUUCUUGCAUAAUAUCUUGUCUCUUAAAAUUUUUCUCAUUUAAUUUUAAAAAAAAAUUAUGACAAAAAAUAAUUAAAAAGGGCAAACUCGUAUUUACAAAUAAAGUAUAAAGUAUAUAUAAACAAUAUACAACCGUUUGAAAUUCAUACAUUACUAGCCUUCUUUGCUAUCCCCUUCUUUUCUUCAUGACUAUUUAAUACCAAUUAAUUAAUUAUUUUCAGAAAUAUAAUGUGUCUGCCACUGGAAAUUCAGUUUGCGGCAUAGCUUUCAUCCAACUCAAUGUUAUGGUUUCUUUUGGUGGGAUGGGAACAAAUUCGAAAUUGUUGAUGGUUAUAGGCUUGUUUAUGUGCGAUACUUUAAUUUCAAGGAAAAGGACACAAACAGCUGUGGCUCGACGUGCAACAAAUUAUACGCCAAGGAAAUCAAAGGCCAUCAAUUCUUGGAUUGCAGAUUUGAGAGAUCAGAAAUCAAGUGUCAAAAAAUGAAGAAAAUUGUUUUGGUGCUAAAUUGUUUGAUGUUAGCAAUAGGGAUAAGUGGAGGUCCAUUGGUAAUGAGGUUGUAUUAUAUACAUGGUGGUAAAAGUAUUUGGUUAUCUUCUUGGUUAGAAACUGGUGGAUGGCCUAUUAUGAUUAUUCCUCUUCUGCUCACUUAUUUUAGGAGACGCGCUGUUGAUAAAACACAGGCUAAACUCAUCUCUAUCAAGCCUACCACCAUUUUUUAUGCUUCUAUUGUUGGUUUAGUAGCAGGGGCAGGGGACUACUGCUAUGCAUAUGGAGUAAAACACAUAGCAGUCUCAACAUCAUCCUUGAUCCUAGCAACCCAACUAGCCUUCACAGCCUUAUUUGCCUUUUUAUUAGUAAAACAGAAAUUCACAGCAUAUUCAAUUAAUGCUGUUACUCUUCUAACCUUUGGAGCCAUUGUGUUAGCACUUCAUGCUAACAAAGACCGACCUGCGGGCGAAUCAAGUGUCGAGUACUACUUGGGCUUCGCCUUUACACUUGCUUCGUCUGCAUUGUUCGCUCUUAUGCUACCUUUGAUUGAACUUACUUUCAAGAAAGCUAAACAGAGUGUCACUUAUUCUUUGGUUACGGAAAUUCAGCUUGUGUUAACCUUCUCUGCUACUGUUGUUUGCACUAUUGGGAUGCUUGCCAGUGGAGAUUACAAGGAAUAUGCAAGAGAAGUAGAAGAAUACAAGCUAGGAAAAGCAAUGUACUUUGUGGUAUUAAUAAGUGGUGCAAUAUUAUGGCAGUUUUUCUACUUGGGAGCUGCAGGGGUCAUACAUUACGGCUCCUCUUUGUUAUCUGGAGUUAUUAUCGCAGUUGCACUUCCUAUUACUGAGAUUGCAGCCGUUAUUUUUUACCAUGAAAAAUUUCAAGUUGAAAAAGGAGUUUCUCUUGUUCUUUCACUUUGGGGAUUUUUCUCUUAUUUUUAUGGUGAGGUUAAGCAAAUUAAGAAGCAAAAGAAAAGACAAAAUAAACUCAUUCAUUCUAAUGAUAUAGAAUCAUCAACUUCUAAUUAGGGCAGAUAUUUUGGAUUGCUCGGUGGUUGAGUGUUUUAUUUUUCAUUUUAAUGAUAGACAUUUUAAUUUUAUCGAUUGUAGAAAUGAUUAGUUAUUUCUCCUUUUAUGUGUAGAUAUUCUAUAUUUUUAUUUGGAAUUGAAAAAAAAGUUUUGAUUAAUGUAA